Molecule: messenger RNA, 2565 nt
Organism: Schistosoma margrebowiei
Lineage: Eukaryota; Metazoa; Platyhelminthes; Trematoda; Strigeidida; Schistosomatidae
Source: the annotation of a GenBank genome assembly
GGACUACAUACUGAAAGAUGAAGACCUUUCCUCCAAAUAACCUUUAAGGCGCUGGAACCAAAAUGUGUAUUUUAGGUGAUGGGUUAAUGUGUGGGCUAUGGGAACCAGUUUAAUUUUCGAGAUAAGAUGGAUCAAGAUAUAUCAUACUCAACCACCGUUGAACUUUCGAUAGCCUGCAGAAAUUUGUGCGACACUGGUGUUUUGUCGAAAUCCGACCCACUUGUUGUUGUGUUUGAAAAGUCAUUCCCUGAUAAUCAAUGGGUUGAACUAGAUAGGACGGAAAUCAUACAUAACCAUUUAAAUCCUGAUUUCGCUAAGAAGAUUGUCAUGGAAUAUCAUUUUGAGGAGCAACAACGUUUAAAUUUUGUUGUAUAUGAUGUCGAUUGGAAGUCAGAUAAGUUAGAAAAACAUGAUUUUCUUGGCAAUUGUGAGACAACUCUUGGUGAAAUUGCGUCUUCUGGAAAGAUAAGUAAACUUUUAAAAAAUGGUCCUUCGAGUGAUUGUGGGUCAAUUAUUAUUUCUGCAGAGGAAGUUUCUUCUUGUAAAGACGAAUUGACACUUGACAUUUCUGGGAGGAUGCUAGAUAAAAAAGACAUAUUUGGAUCAUCUGAUCCUUUCCUCGCAUUUUACAGGGUAAAUGAAGACAGAAGUCGGACAGUCGUUUAUAGAACAAAAGUGAUAAGAAAUACAUUGAAUCCAAACUGGGAGCAGAUGAUUAUACCAUUAAGGCUUUUAUGUAAUGGCGAUCAUUACAGACCACUGGUCAUUGCUUGCAUUGACUGGAACAGGAGUGGAAGAGAAAGUUUGAUUGGCGAAAUUACUACAUCUGCUAAUGAAUUGUUAACUAUGUUUAAUAAUGGGGUAUAUUCACUUGAUCUUAUUAAUCCGCACAAAGCUAAAAGGCAUAAACAUUACCAGAAUUCUGGAACUCUGCAUUUGAAUUUGGUCAGGAUUGAAAAAGUAUACAGCUUUCUGGAAUAUGUUCAAGGAGGUACUGAACUAAGCUGCUGUAUUGCAAUAGAUUUUACAGCAAGUAAUGGUAGUCCACAAGUUCCCGGUACAUUACAUUACAGCACAGUUACUCAACCAUCACAGUAUGCGGUUGCUUUACAAGCUGUAGGAGAAAUAAUCAGUGAUUAUGAUAGUGAUAAUCUAUUCCCUUCAUUUGGAUUCGGUGCUUGUAUUCCACCUGAUAAUAAUGUGUCACAUUGCUUUCCGCUGAAUGGACACAUGGAUAAUCCGUACUGUGAGGGUAUUCAAGGUGCAAUGGCUGCUUAUGCCCAUUCAUUGAGAACAGUAAAGUUCCAUGGACCAACAAAUUUUGCUCCGAUCAUUAACACAGUAGCUAGUAUUGCUCGUCAGUCUGUCGAUGGUUCUCAAUAUUCCAUUUUACUGAUUCUUACUGAUGGGAUCAUAUCAGAUUUGCCUCAAACAAAGGCUGCUAUAGUAAAUGCGUCCAGUUUACCUUUAAGUAUCAUUAUUGUUGGCGUCGGUCCUGCGAAUUUCGAUGAAAUGGAAGAACUUGAUGGUGAUGAAGUAAGACUAAGUUCUCGUGGAAAAACGGCGAUUCGUGAUAUUGUUCAGUUUGUUCCUUUUCGCAAUUUCCACCAGUUGAAUAAUGUUCAAGAGAGUAAAAGACGUUUAACUAAAGCUGUUCUCUCAGAAAUUCCAGACCAACUGGUAUCUUAUAUGCGAAUGCAAGGAAUUAAACCGUUGAAUACACAAAAUAAUGAUUAUAAAAUAGGAACACAUUCAGAAUUCAGGGAUUCAAGUUGUAAAAUGUAUCAUUCAGACAAAUUGCCUCACGCUCCACCUUAUCCUACUGAUAUUCCUAAUCCACCUUAUCCAAAUUGUUAAUAAAAUUAAUCAAGUACAAAUGUGUGAAACAAUAUAGAACAAUUUACUUGAAUAUAUAAAGCAUGGCUUUAAACUAAAAUGAAUGUUUUUUCUUGUAUAGUUGAACUUCCACCUUUCAUACUAUCUUAAAACAUUCAUAACUUUUCAAAUUUUUUUCCGGCUGACGAUAAUCAUGGUCGCAAUGUUUGCAUUCUAUGUGAUUUGCAAGAUUAAUAAGUAUUAACAUAUUUAUGUUAAUCAUAAUACUUAAUAUCUGCAAGCAGAAUUCAUAUUCCAAUAAUUUACUUAUCCAUAUAAAUAUUACCUAAUUCUGUUUGAUUUUAUGCAUAGAAUUUUGAUGUCGUCUGUGCAAUAACUCCAUAAUAUCCUAUCAUUUUAUUUUCCUGUUUGGCUUAUAUGUUUUUCCUAAAGUUGUUUUUUUUCUCCUUCUUACAAAAUAACAAUAAUAAUUUCCUAAAUGUGGUUUACGUUUAGUCAAAACCAGUUUCUAAAUAUGUGUCUCGUACAACUAUAAUAAAUUCUCCUAUUAUUAGUGUCUUACUCAAUCUACUGUUGUUUUUUCAUAAACGUUUUUUGUUUUUCAUUCUUUUCUAACGGUGAGAACAAUAAUGAUAUGAAAACCAUGGGUCAUAGCAACUAAAAAAGAGGAAGUCUUAUCUAAUUAAUGUCAUAUCUUCAUGUAUCUUAUAAACUACUGUUAGUGCACCU